Molecule: messenger RNA, 2268 nt
Organism: Pygocentrus nattereri (red-bellied piranha)
Lineage: Eukaryota; Metazoa; Chordata; Actinopteri; Characiformes; Serrasalmidae
Product: GTPase IMAP family member 7-like
Exons: 4
Coding region: 273-1304 (343 amino acids)
Molecular function (GO): GTP binding
Source: RefSeq, a predicted model, not a curated record
AUUUUGAAUACAGGAACUGCUUCUUGGACGGAAGAAAGUUGCUCUUUUAGGUGUGCAAGAGCAAAGUGCACGCCCCAUUUAAUCACAUGGUGAGUUCUUUCAUCAUACCUGAGCACUAUAACACCAUUUUAGAUUGUAUACCCAUAGCACAAGGAAGUUCUCUAAUGGAGGACACAUCAAAAAAUUCGUUCUCUUAGAUGAUCAUUUAUCAACUGAAAAGUGUUUUGGCGAGAAGUCAUAUGGUAAAUGCGAGCUAAAUACCUGCAGCGACCAUGGCAGGCAGAUCUUCACCAACAGCUCCAGGUGGCCCACCUUCUCUUUCAGACCUGAGGGUUGUGCUGCUGGGGAAAGCUGGAGCUGGUAAGAAUAAAGUAGCCAGACUCCUACUGGGAGGAAAAGACCUUAAGGAAGCUCGUGACCGUUGUGUUUUACAUGAUGAUAAACAUGAAAAAAGGAGAAUCUGGGUGGUGGACACGCCAGGAUGGGACAGAUAUUCCAUACAUAAUACCUCAGAGAAUAUUAAAGAGGAAAUCAUGAGAAGUGCAACCCUUUGCCCCCCAGGACCCCAUGUUCUGAUUUUGGUGCUGCCUGUGGACAAACUCACAGAUUCUCACUCUGCAGAUGAACUUGAAUCAGCUCAGCAGCACAUGGAGCUUCUGUCUGAGAGGGUCUGGAAACACACUAUGGUGCUAUUCUUAUGUGAUGGAGAAGUGGAAAGAACCACAGUCACAAUGCACAUUGACAAUGCGAAAAACCUUCUAGAAAAAUGUGGCUACAGACAUUACAUUCUACAGAAUAUGGGCUCAGAAACCCAAGUACAUGGACUCCUCAAGGAGAUAGAGAAUGUAGUGGACAAUUAUGGUUUCUUCCUGCCACAGAUUUACCAUGAUAUAAUACAUAUGAUACAAACCCCACAGCCUGAAGACACAGAGGUGAAGGGGAAUAAAAAGCACUCUGAAGAACAGUCACAGGAGAAGACAGAGCUCCGGCACAGACGUGGAAGUUUCUCAUUCGAUAAACCAAACUUGAAUGAAGAAAAAGGGACUUCGGGGAAUCAGACGGUGGGUGGUGAUGCUACCAAGCACCAGAAUCAGGACGACUUCUAUUCAUUGCCACGGAAUUACCUUCCUCCAGCAACGGUUAUACUAUUUGUUGUUAUUGGAACACUUAUAGGCUCAGUGGCAGGAGCUGCAUAUGGACCACUGGGGGCAGGUCUUGGGAUUGUUAUUGCAUUCGUGAUAUCAGUUUUAAUCUCUAUUUUGCUGAUUUAUGCCCUGAAAUUGACAAGAUGGAGAACAACAUAGGGUUAAUGAGGUUCUCUUUGUCAAAAGAAAAUUUUUAAAUAUAAAAAUAGAGCAGCUAGAGCAGAUAAACAUUCAAAGAACCAUUCAAAUACAUUUUUCAGAGUAAACUACUGCCCAUGCCCCAGCUACUGCCAUUUGCUUUGGACUAGCUGCCCACCCUACAUUGAAGUUUUCAUGGACUCCUAAUAUAUUACUACUACUACUACUACUACUACCAUUAAUAAUAGUAGUAUAAUAAUUUUGUAGUGGUAGUUUGACCAGAGGAAGAUGUUUGGUCAAGAUGUUUGGACAUGUUUGGUCUCUAAAUUCUGCUUCUUUAAUGAGCUAAUGUUGCUAACAAGUACUAGAAGCAUAUUUCCCACCAAUUAGCAUCAUGAAAGGUGCCUGCCUGUGUGUCUUCUUAAUAAAGCUCCAUGGCAUUUAUAAUCAGCUUAUCAGAGCAUUUUGACUUUAUUAUAGAGUCCAUUCUUUUCAGGAGACUUGCUUUCAGUUUUGUAAAGAAAUCUGCAGGGAUUUUUCCUACACCUCCAAAAUUCAGUCUUAGAAGUUACUUUUACAUUUUCUGCUUCUCAUAAUCCAAAUAAUCCCAAUUUAAAUUUUAGACUCAUCAGUCUAUACAACCAUACUCCAUGUCUCAGAUUUACAGUUUCAGUUUUCUAGUGCAAAAGUUCCUCUUUGUGUCUGUCUCCUUUGCUCAGUGAGGCUUCUUGACAGCUACACAUCCUUUCAGACCCAUAGUGCUGAGUUGCCUUAUCACAAUGGAAGGAUGAUUUUACUAUACAUCAUUCAGGUGUUGAAAAAUUGAGUAGUUUUUUUUUUAUCAAUAUUGUGUGAAAAGUUUAUGACAAAUAAACCAAUGAUAAUAACUGAAUUACUUGAAAAUCUUUCUAUAUUAGCAGAUGUUAAGAAAAGUUCAGAGAUACAAGUCAUUCUUACAACAGUGAAAAAAUGUACAUAAUACAUU